This is a messenger RNA of Oncorhynchus kisutch (coho salmon), 5061 nucleotides long. RefSeq names its product sorting nexin 16 (gene snx16). Gene Ontology annotation, cellular component: late endosome; early endosome. Gene Ontology annotation, biological process: endosome to lysosome transport; protein targeting to lysosome; early endosome to late endosome transport. NCBI's taxonomy places the organism in Eukaryota, Metazoa, Chordata, Actinopteri, Salmoniformes, Salmonidae. Gene Ontology annotation, molecular function: phosphatidylinositol binding. Bases 354 to 1508 code for a protein of 384 amino acids. The record is from RefSeq and is a predicted model, not a curated record. The transcript is spliced from 8 exons.
AGGGCAUAUGCGUGAUGACGUCUAUUUUUUCCGGAGGGACUGUAGUCGGCGGUGUAUACUAGUCUUGCGUAUGACAGUUGGCAAAAGCAAGUAGGAUAUCUUUCACUAUAAACAACCAGAAAUGUUAACAUCUAUGAUGAAGCAACUGAACGUGGAGCGAGAACAUCCUGCGGGUGCUGGAUCCUAGAGCGAGAGUGAGUACUGGCCCUGUCUUUUUUUCACCAGCGCCUCCUAUGCUGACCUGCUGCCCUGCCAGUUUGCAAGGCUGUGAGAGUAAGAGUUUGGCGGUAGAGGUGGGUGAGGAGGGUUGGGGUAUCUGACAACCAGAGGGAGGACACUGACAGCCCAGCCAGAUGUCCUCGCCCUUCGUGCCUGUACCUGUCUCCAUCAGAGAUAGGACCCUGCCAGGGGCCAAUGGGAAGCCCAGGCGGGGCCCUCAGAGGACCUCAUCUUUGAACAGUGUCUCCAGCAGCUCUGAGUCCUCCUCCACUAGAGGCCCCGGGGAUGAGAUCCUGGGCCCUGGCCGUGACCCUGGGAGGAGAGGGAAUCGAGUCGGAGGGCCUCGAUCCCAAAGCUCAGAGAGAGGCUGCUGCUUCACUUCUCCACCCUCCCUGUUGCAGUGUCAGAGCCCAGUGACCCGGGCCAGGCUGAACGGGCUGGGGCUGGACCCCACGGUGGAGUACUCCACCUCCUCCCGGACGAACAUGGAUCAGGAAUCACCACCAGGACCUCCAGGGUCCUCAGCCUGGGAAGAGAGGCCCAUCACCCCCACCGUGCUGGGCUACGAGGUCAUGGAGGAGCGGGCCAAGUUGACGGUGUAUAAGGUCCUGGUGAGGAAGACUCAGAAUGAAAGUUGGGUGGUUUUCAGAAGAUACACUGACUUCUCCAGACUCAACGACAAGCUAAAGGAGAUGUUCCCAGGGUUCAGACUUUCUCUGCCUCCAAAGCGCUGGUUCAAAGACAACUACAACUCUGACUUCCUAGAGGACAGACAGCUGGGCCUGCAGGCCUUCCUACAGAACCUGGUGGCACACAAAGACGUUGCCAACUGCAUAGCAGUGCGAGAGUUCCUGUGUUUAGAUGAUCCACCAGGUCCUUUUGACAGUCUGGAGGAGAGCCGGGCAUUCUGUGAGACUCUGGAGGAGAGUAACUAUCGUCUGCAGAAAGAGCUGGUUGAGAAGCAGAGAGAGAUUAGCUCCCUCAAGAAGAGACUGGAGGAGAAGGUCCGUCACAUCCACCUUCUGGAGAAGCGCCUCAGCGGGGAGUCUCUGACCCCAGAGAGCCAGAGUGGGUUGUCCGCUCAGGGCAGUGAUAGCAGCGUAGACGCAGAUGGGGACGUGGAGUCAUCAACCGCCGAGGCAGACCAGGACAUUAUGUCAGAGGAGAACGGGAAGUGUGAGGCCCACCCGUCUCUGCGUCUCUCAGGGUGUUGGUGUGGGCCUGCCACAGGCAGCUCUCCGCCUGUCAUCGAGGUGACCCAGGUGUGUGACGCUCGGCUGGAGCACUGAGCCACCUGGGACAACUCUGCUCUUCCCUCAAUUCACCCCCUCCUCCCUCCUUCAUGACUGUGAUCACUGUUACUCAAGGAUCUUGGGACUGAAACAUUCUGAGGGUGGGCCUUUGGACGUGACCCCCCCCCCCCCUUCCAAACAUUGUUUAGUUUGUUGGCAGGAUAGCUGAUCAACCCCCUGCCUUGCUGCUCAUUUAGACUUCCACAGACCCUGGCCACUGUUUUUCAGAGAGAAUAUGAAUUGGGUGGUGGCACUUUAUUCAGUAACACCCCCAGGUCAUCCCAGCUGCCAGUUAAUCUGACUGGACUCAAUGAUACUGACAGGAGCAGAGUAGGGACACUUUAUCCCGUAACACUCCUUCAAUGGUUGAUUUGUCCCCAUGAAGUUGUGGAUCGAGUAAUUGAGGGACCUUGCAUAGACCUGCAGGGACACUUUACAAUGAAAAAAAUAUAUAUAUAAUAAUAAAAAAAAUGUUUUAACUGAGGGCAGUCCUCAGAUUCACCUAGUCCAUUUGCUAAUCUAAGCUUGAAGACCAUACAUCCACCUCAGAAUGGUGCAAUCAGACCACGUAGGAGGAAUGCAUACAUCUAAUGAACUGGGAACUGUAGCUAGUACUGUAGCUCAUUAGUUUAGUUCUUGGGGUUAGUUGGUUCCACACCUUAUCUGUAUGAAACAGGUUUCCAGAGCCCCCAGAUCCUGUGGUCUCCCAGCCAAAGAGUGGAUGUGUCUGGAAUGACACCCUAUAUAGAACAGAGCCAUAUGGGUCCUGGUCAAAAGUAGUGCACUGAAUAGCCGAUAGGGUGCCUUUUCAGACACAACCAAAACCUGGAGAGGGACUCUAACACCACCUUAAAGCCGAUUGGAUAAUUGGGUCUUGCAAUAUGAUGAACCAUAUGAAAAUCCAUAGACCGAGAAAUGGAACCUCGCAAAGCUUGACUACUACAGCACCUCUGCGGCUAUAGUAGGUAUGGCCACAGACGAUGACUGGACAAGGCGCAUGGGAAUAUUCUGCCGGUCAAUGAUGUGUUCAAGAUGGCAGGGAUUAACAUGUCAUUUCCUGUUAUUAUAAAGGUCAAGGCUGUUAUGGGGUGGUUGGCAGAUAUUUGGAGAAUGAUAGAGCUCAUAUAUGUUUUAGCUUGUCUACUAAUAUUGUCCUUGUAGUCACAUCUCAUUGCUUUAUACUGCCCAUCUGGCAUACAGUAUCUUCAACAAAAGUAGAACAGAAAGUAUUUGUGGGGGUGGUACAUCAAAUACAUGUUUUGUGUGUUAUUUUGGUUCUGUGAUAGUUUAGAUUUUUGACCCUACACAUUGUUGAACUGACAUUUUGUUGAUUUGCCCCCGUUAUGUUUGAUGUCAUGCGUUGCUUGCACUACUAAACCUCGUCAUCUCUGAAUGUCUAAACACAGAGUGAACCUUAACAUAUCAGUCUACGGGCCCCGUUGGAGAGAGCAUUGACAUCCUUAGUGUUCAGACACCUCUUGUUUAUCAUGUCAGUCCCACAUUCCAUGAAAUCAUAUAUUUUAUGCCCAUGUUAACCUAAUUUCUAAUACACAAGAAAUGUAUUUUGCCUAAAUACAUUAGCAGAAGAACCCCAUUGAAAACAGAUAAAUGUGGCUGAAUGCUACAUGCCAGAGUCAUAAAGAGAUACUGUAUAUUGCUCUGCUAUUCAUGUUCAAAAGGACAAAAUAUAUAUUUUUUAAUUGUCCACUGAUACAUGCUGAUAUGAUUGGUGGAUGGAAUCAUGAAUAUAUCAAUGUUGAGCAGAAUGACCCCUGUCUGCAUGGAAUCGGUUUCCUCAAACUAACCAGACCACUAUCACUGACCUCACUGCCUGUAAACUACGGGUAUUCAAAUCCUAGAAUUAAGGAUUCCAUUCUAUGGUUCCGGCUCCCUUGUGAAUGUCACUUUUGUCUUUGUGAAUGCAUGCGAGAGAGAAUAUAUUGACCACACUCAAUCACGAUAAGCCAUAAUCUGAGCACAUUGAGUGUACACUAACAUCCCAAAAAGCAAUUCUCAAUACAGUACAAUGUAUACACUGAGUGUACAAAACAUUAAGAACACCUUCCUAAUAUUGAGUUGCAUCCCUUUUUGCCCUCGGAACAGCCUCUUUGUCAGGACAUGGACUCUACAAGGUGUCAAAUGUUCCACAGGGAUGAUGACUCCAAUGCUUCCCACAGUUGUCAAGUUGGCUUGAUGUCCUUUAAGUGGUGAACCAUUCUUGAUACACAGUGUGGAAAAACCCAGCAGCGUUGCUGUUCUUGACACAAACCAGUGUGCCUGGCACCUACAACCAUACCCCGUUCAAAGGCAUUUAAAUAUUUUGUCUUACCCAGUCACCUCCCUGAAUGGUGCACACACAACCCAUGUCUCUAGGCUUAAAAAUCCUUCUUUAACCUGUCUCUUCUCUUCAGCUACACUGAUUUAACAGGUGACGUCAAUAAGGGAUCAUGGCUUUCACCUGGAUUCACCUGGGCAGCACGUCAUGGAAAGAGCAGGUGUUCUUAAUGUUUUGUGCACUGUGUGUAUAGUACUAUGGACUGUGAGUACACCAUUUCUCAAAAUGUCACAUGUUGGUGUGUUUUGUUUCUUGUUAUGAGCUGAGAGCUUUCACAGACAGCUUUAGCUCCUAUCUCUAUUGCAGAGUUUAUGUUUGGGACUUGGCCAGUAGUGGCUGUAUGAUGCACUUUAUGUAUGUAUGUACUGUAUGACAUAGGAGCAUGUUGCUAGCUUGGUUAGCAUAGCCUCCAUUUUAUAACAGCUUAUUGGAAGCAGAGUGCCUUUUCUGUUGUUUUUUUGUUUGUUUGUUUUUUCAUACACGCUGCGUUGCUUUCCAUAUUACUUGUGGUUGAUAUUGGCUCAAUGUUCAUCCCACAUAUUUGUGUAGUCCCUCAAACUAAUUUGAAGUGCCUUGAGUUUCUGCCACUUGCUUUUGAUAUUGCUCUAGUCCACUUUUAGCUCCAUAGAUUUUAGUGUGAAAUGUGAAGAGAGAAAAAUUAUCAUAGAAUUAUUUUGAUGGAAAGAGGUUUAAAUUACAUUUCCUUUUGUUUUGAACUAGUUUUAGUGUCACGUUAAAGUUGAACACAUGGCUAGUGUCCUGUGGACAAAAUCAAGUAUGAACUGUGGUUGGUAUGUAACAACUGUUAUUAAAAUCAAUGUGAUUUGUUGUCGGAAUCAUUUUGUGUGCUUAAAGGAAUAGUUCACCCCCAAAAAAUGUGUUUGUUAGAUCAAACCUCAUAAUUACUUUAAAGUCAAGCAUUUUCCAAUACAUAGCUGUUUGUGGACAACUACUUAAUCCUGCGAUUUCUCUUUUAGUGAUCAUUUGGUGAUAGCCAUGUUUUGUUUUGGUGAUUUUAUGCAUACAGUUUUAUCUGGGAAAAAUGGUCAAAUGACGUAGGUUUAGUUUUUUUCUAAACUGUGGGCUGUAGCUGUUAGUUGGGUUCUGUUCAGAACAAUGACUUGUCUUUAUGCAGCCAUGAUCCUUUCAUGCGUGACCUUUUCAAAAGACAAUAAAUAUUUUUCAAUGAAAAACAUUAAACAUAUUUAACCAGUU